AUGACAACCAGUGUCUUUCCACAUCUUGUCCCGGACCGCUACCAAGAGCUCAUGAGGGUGGCAAGACAAUGGCGGAAGCUGAAUCUCAUGAGAUGGAAUGGCUUCAGCCAUCAGGACAAACAGGCCACACCUGGCGACUUGGCUCUGUUCUGUCCAGCAUGUCCCCAGCCGGGCAUCAAUGUCUCGUUGUCAACAGGAGAUACUGCUGAGGGCAAUGAUUGGCUGUAUUCAAGAUCUCUAGUCAUGGACGGCAACUUCAAGGUGGAACAUCUCCAUUCUGCAAAUCCAUCAGAUGAAGAGCACUUAUCCCUUGCCAAGGAAGCAGUUCAACGCUCGGAGUCAAAUGCUUCUCGUCAUAGAUUGGAAGCCACAGGUAUCGGUGGGUGCGCUUGCGCAAGGCAUGGCUGUUUUGUUCCACAUGCAAUGGUGGAUUUUCAGAAGGGAGGAAGUACCACAAGCAUCUGA
Messenger RNA from Suillus subalutaceus, 465 nucleotides. RefSeq lists its product as uncharacterized. The coding region runs from base 1 to 465 and encodes 154 amino acids. Lineage: Eukaryota; Fungi; Basidiomycota; Agaricomycetes; Boletales; Suillaceae. The record is from RefSeq and is a predicted model, not a curated record. The transcript is spliced from 6 exons.